Alosa sapidissima (American shad) is the source of this 1959-nucleotide messenger RNA. RefSeq names its product calcium-responsive transactivator-like. The transcript is spliced from 8 exons. Gene Ontology annotation, cellular component: nucleus. NCBI's taxonomy places the organism in Eukaryota, Metazoa, Chordata, Actinopteri, Clupeiformes, Clupeidae. The record is from RefSeq and is a predicted model, not a curated record. Gene Ontology annotation, biological process: positive regulation of dendrite morphogenesis; positive regulation of transcription by RNA polymerase II. The coding region runs from base 361 to 1416 and encodes 351 amino acids. Gene Ontology annotation, molecular function: transcription coactivator activity.
UGCGCCUCAUUGUGGGCGCAAAUGUAAAUUCAACACGUGAUUUAUUGCGCUGAGAGAACAGACCGUAAAAAUAUAUAGUAAUAGACCGCCGUUUGCUUUGAGAAAAGUGCGUAGCGACUGUUGAGAAUCAACGGACGUCGUCCUCACUUGCUUCCAAUCGACCAUGGGAAAGUAGCGGGUCACUCACUGGGUUAUACCAAAAGACGAGCAGAGGUAUUUGUAUAGACUGGCUGGACAUAAACCACCUGAUCAGCAUCAUUUGAUUGAGUACUGAAUUAUCAUUUACAGAGUGAAUGGCAUGGGCAUCGUUGCUUUCCUUUCCAGCAUGUAUGGUUUGAUGGAAUAAAUGGCUUACAUCGUAUGUAUCUAAAGAUAACAAUGUCAGUCGCUUUCUCUUCGACGCGCCCGAGAGGCAAAGGGGAGGUGACUCAACAAACGAUUCAAAAGAUGCUGGAUGAAAAUCACCACCUUAUCCAGUGUAUAAUGGACUAUCAAAGCAAAGGCAAAACUGCAGAAUGCACUCAAUAUCAGCAGAUUUUGCACAGAAAUUUGGUGUAUUUGGCAACAAUAGCGGACUCCAAUCAGAACAUGCAGACCCUUUUACCUGCGCCUCCUAACCCUAACAUGAACAUGGGCCCAGGUGGAAUGGGACAGAGUGGCGGUGGGCAGUCUCUUCACUCUCAGGCGAAUCUAAAUGAAAACAUGGCCUCUGGUCUUCCCCCUACCUCAAUGAUGCAGAGUGGGAUGAGCAAUGGCCCCAGCCACGCCCCCAUGCAGCAGCAGCAACAGCCCAGUCAGACGCCUCUGCCCUCCAGCACGUCCAUGAGCCUGCCGGCCAGCGGCCAUCAUAGCUUGGCCUCCGGGUACAGCCACCCUGUGCCCUCCUCCCAGGCCAUGCAGCAUCAGGGCCAGGGCUACGUGUCCUCAGCUUCCCGCAGCAACCUCAACAUGCAGUCCAAUCAAGUCUCGAUGAUGCACCAACAAAGCGGUGGACCUCAUUACUCCUCAGCUCAGGGAGGUAGUCAGCACUACCAAGGGCAACAAUCUAUAGGCAUGCUGGGACAGGGUAACCAAGGCAACAGUAUGAUGGCACAGAGGCCCAUGGGAAGUUACCGCUCAUCACAACAAGGAUCUGCCCCGCAGUACACGGGACAAGACGAGUUCUACGGGGAGCAGUAUGGGCAUGGUCAAAGCUCCAGCGAGCCCAUUAACCAGCAGUAUUACCCUGAUGGUAAUCAUGCAGAAAACCAUUCCCUCCACAUGCACCGCACAUUCAAACACACAUACAUGCACGCACACACGUGCACCUACAGUGCAUUCAGUCAUCAAUCUUAUCCACUUCUUAUGUUCAUUAUCUACAGUCCUCGUACUAUUGUCACUUUCAAUUUCUUUUUUUACCAGCUUUCAUGUCUUUGACCUUUUCAUAGCCUCCUCAUUUCUUGCUCAGUGACAGCCCAAAAAUCUCAACAAACCACACAUCAUUUUCACAUUCUUUUAUUUUUUUCAGCUGUUCAUUUUUUUGGCAAGGCUUGAUGGCGAGAUCGGUCUCAGAGCAGCUCCAGUCACAGUGUGUCAGCCCUUUAUAAAUCAAUCCAAUGGUGUGCGGAAAUUUCAGAUCCUUUCCCCUCAUUUGUUUCCACACUGUUUGAUGAGCGUAGUUUUGUCAAGUGUUUGUAUCAGUGUGUUUAGGUGCAUUGUAUUUUUGUCCGUUGUUGGCAUCUUGUAUUGAUGUAUUGAAAUAUCCUCCCCCCAGUCUUUACAUAAAUGCGAAAACACAGACAGGAAACAAAUAUACCAUUUUGGAACAGGUUUGCCGUGACUAGCUGGAUAUUUUUUUGUUUCUUUUUGGCAUAUGCUUUCUUGGCCUUGCAGGUCACGGAGAGUACUCCUAUCAGCAGUCCUCCUAUGGUGAGCAGGGCUAUGAACGUUCUUUUGACGAGUCUUCACAACAUUACUACG